Messenger RNA from Paramisgurnus dabryanus, 1810 nucleotides. It is a transcript of the gene degs2, whose product is annotated as delta(4)-desaturase, sphingolipid 2. Lineage: Eukaryota; Metazoa; Chordata; Actinopteri; Cypriniformes; Cobitidae. Gene Ontology annotation, cellular component: membrane. Gene Ontology annotation, molecular function: sphingolipid delta-4 desaturase activity. The record is from RefSeq and is a predicted model, not a curated record. Gene Ontology annotation, biological process: sphinganine metabolic process; ceramide biosynthetic process.
CUCUUAUCUAGAGGGCGUGUCCGAAACGAGUCUAGUAAGGCAGACUCACCUGAGAUCAUUACACCAUCAGCACAUAUGUGUAAGAUGGGGAAGGCAGGUGGACGCUGGGACUUUGAAUGGGUCUAUAACGAUCAGCCGCACACAUGGAGAAGAAAAGAAAUAUUAGCAAAAUAUCCGGAAAUCAAGUCUUUGAUGGGUCACGACCCCCAGCUGAAGUGGGUCGUGUCGGGAAUGGUAUUCACCCAGCUCCUGGCGUGUUACCUGGUCCAGGACCUGUCCUGGAAAUGGGUGGUGUUUUGGGCAUACGCGUUCGGUGGCUGCAUCAACCACUCGAUGACUCUUGCCAUCCAUGACAUUUCACACAACGUGGCAUUCGGCAACAAACAGGCACGUUGGAACCGCUGGUUCGCCAUGUUCGCCAAUCUCCCAAUCGGCUUGCCUUACUCGGCUUCCUUUAAGAAGUACCACAUUGAUCACCAUCGCUAUCUCGGAGGAGAUGGCUUGGAUGUCGACAUUCCUACUGACUUUGAGGGUUGGUUCUUCUGCACCCCCAUUAGAAAGGUGGUCUGGCUCUUUCUCCAGCCUUUAUUUUAUGCACUCCGUCCCUUGAUCGUGAACCCCAAACCUGUGACCAGGAUGGAGAUGGCGAAUGCGGUCGUGCAGUUUGUGGUGGACAUCAUCAUCUACUAUUUCUGGGGUCUGAAGCCUAUUGUGUAUCUCAUCUCUGGUUCUAUACUGGGCAUGGGCCUACAUCCUAUCUCUGGACACUUCAUUGCCGAACACUACAUGUUCUCUAAAGGUCACGAAACCUACUCUUAUUACGGCCCGCUCAACUACAUAACCUUCAAUGUGGGAUACCACAUGGAGCACCAUGACUUUCCAAGCAUUCCUGGAAGCAAAUUACCAGAGGUCAAGAGAAUUGCAGCAGAGUAUUACGACUCGCUGCCCCAACACACUUCCUGGAUGCGAGUGCUCUGGGACUUUGUGUUUGACGAAAGCGUCGGGCCCUACGCCAGAAUCAAAAGACAAUACAAACUUGGCAAAAAUGAAUAAAUCUGGAAGAUCACUGAUCCGAAGGAACAUGACACGAAGUAUUUACACAAAGUCCUAGAAAAAACCUGCAAUUGAUACGUAAUUGGCACAUGGAGGCCAUUAAUGGUUGCAUGAGAACAAAUCCGUCACAAGCUGCACCUGCAAACGCUUUAAUUUAUUUCACAAGCAACCAACGACUAUCCAUACAGGAUAAAGGAUUAAUUGAUAGCAUAACUUGAAUUCCCUGCGUUUGGGAUGAUCAUUCAUGCUCAAAGGUUGGGUUGUAUGAAAGUUAACCUUUCCAAAAUGUUUCUAUAAUUUAACUUCGGAUUGAAGCUUGUUAACGUGCGCUUUCCAUUUCUUUGGCAUGAAAUUGGAAGCGCAUGCGACCUCAAUGCAGUUAUUUGUGUAUCAUCCUGCUGUCUUUAACCUCUCCGAGUCCAAUAACAUUUUUGUGUACUCAUCAACAUCCAACGACUGAGAAGUUUCAUCGGGCUGCUUAUGACGUACUCGAGGAUGGAAGUGCUGAAGAAACGCGAUGCAUUUUCUUGAAUGUUUUUGUAGAAAUUAAUAUUUAACUAUUUUAUUCGUUUUUGCACUGAUGCAUAAUUAGAAAUAACUUUAUUAUUAAAUCUUUGUGUUAUAUAUUCUGUCGUUUGCACUCAUAAUUCAGAGCACCGCUGUGAUACCGAAAAGUUUUUGAAUAUAUAUCUGUACAUCACAAUGUAUGUCAAAUGUAAUUGUUUUGCAGUGGCUUAAUAAAAAAUGCCUGAAUGGA